Messenger RNA from Sphenostylis stenocarpa, 870 nucleotides. NCBI's taxonomy places the organism in Eukaryota, Viridiplantae, Streptophyta, Magnoliopsida, Fabales, Fabaceae. The record is from the annotation of a GenBank genome assembly.
AUGCAUCCUGCCAUGUAUGACGAUCAUAUUGCUCUUGGUCGCCAUGCUACAGGAAAAUCAAGAUGCAGUGAAAGGCUGCCUUCCUCUGUUAAAUCUCGGUCAUGCUCUUGCUGCAAUCCAUGUUCCCGCAAUAAAAAUGCAUUGGCUGGUUCACACAACAUGGUGGUAGAAAAAUGUCCUCAGGAGAAAACAACUCAAACACUAGAUAUUUUGACUGAAGAAACUAUCUCCGAAUCAUCUGAGGAUGAGUUUCUUCAAAAGCAAGUAUCUGUAGGCCCUGGUUUUCAAGCUGAAAUCCCGGAAUGGACUGGUGUAGUUUCUGAGAGUAACUCUAAAUGGUUGGGCACUCGAAAAUGGUCUUUGAAACCUGAUACAAAACCUGCUAAUGAAACAGAUGUUGGCCGGGGAAGACAAGGGAAGUGUAGCUGCGAACAUCAAGGUUCUGUUGCGUGUGUUAGAUUACAUAUUGCUGAAAAGAGGAUGAAAUUGAAGCUUGAAUUGGGCUCUGAAUUUUACCAUUGGGGAUUUGAUCGAAUGGGCGAGGAAGUUUCACUUCAGUGGACAGCUGAAGAAGAAAAGAGAUUUAAGGAUAUCAUGAGAUCAAGUACUCCCUCUAAAAUUAAAUAUUUUUGGAACAAUCCAUUCAAAUACUUUACAGACAGGACUAGAAAAAACGUGGUGAGCUAUUACUUCAAUGUAUUUCUCAUUCAACUAAGAACCUAUCAGAAUCGGACAACCCCAAAGAAUAUUGACAGCGAUGAUGAAGUAGAAUUUGGAAAUUUUAGCAAUGGUUUUGGAAUGGAAGCUGUCAAGGGUCCUGGUGAUGAUUUCAUGGAGUGUUCUCUGAGCAAGCAGUAUUCUGAAUUUUAA